AUGACUGACGAUCUCUACAGCACCACCUUCUCCGCCUCCGAAUCGGACUUCUCUUCGUCUUCGUCUUCGUCCUCCUCGGUGUCCGCCUCCUUCCUCACGCUGGAGCAGCGGGCGGCCUUCGUCUUCGUCCUCAUCCUCUUCAUCUUCUUGGGCCUGCUGAUCGUGCGCUGCUUCCGGAUCCUGCUGGACCCGUACCGCAGCAUGCCCUCCUCCACCUGGACCGACUACAUGGAGAAGGACACGUUCGACUACCGGAUUUCCUGA
This is a messenger RNA of Scomber japonicus (chub mackerel), 264 nucleotides long. Its product is annotated as cortexin-2-like. The record is from RefSeq and is a predicted model, not a curated record. Lineage: Eukaryota; Metazoa; Chordata; Actinopteri; Scombriformes; Scombridae. The transcript has a single exon. Bases 1 to 264 code for a protein of 87 amino acids.